AUUACAAAUUACAGAUGGUUGUUGAUUUGAACGUGUUGUGCGGUUCUUUGUUUUUUUUUUCUCCGUCCGUUUCAUUUUGAUAAUAACUAAAAGGACAAUAAAUGGGGAACUGUGUGUACAUACUAACACUAUUAGUGGCAGUCGUUGCCCUUGCCCUGCUAUGGCUCCCCUCGCUAUGGUUCAUGAACAGCUCAGUUCGAACCGAGACCGCUUACCAGGACUAUGUGAAACGUAACGUUCUGAAGCAAUUGCAUGACCGGUGUUCCGAUGGUGAAUUGACUUGGGUACUUCGUCACUUGAAGUCGACUGAAGAUGUUCAGAAAUUAAAUCGGUCAGAAAUACGGGCAAAAAUUGUCGAUAUUCAAUCGCAUCGGAUAUCACAAUGGGAAUUUGGAAGUGACGAAGAAAGGAUUAUCACUCCGAUUAUCAAUGAAAUCUGUACACAAAACUACGAUGUACUCAUCAGUGAAUUGGAAGAGAAUUGUACCAUUCAAGAAUUGCAUAACAUUUGCAAUUACAUCAGUGUGGACAAAUGUGAUGAAUCGAAUUCCAACAGUAAAUCGGAUUGGAUCGAAGAAAUAAUGAAUGUGCAACGAAUAAAAAUUUACACAAAUGUGACGAAAUCAAUAGAUAAAUUUUGCAUUGAACGACACAUCGAAUUGCUGGCAAAGGAACUGAUAGUAAGCUGUACAGGUGGACGUAUCAAGAAAAUAUUCGAUAAACUCAGUGGCAAACAAGGUGAUGUCAUGUGUGGUGACUGCGUCGAGAAAAUGGAAUUCGUAGAAGCUGUUAUCGAAGUCAAGAGGCGAGAUUAUUACCAAGUGAAUGUCGAACCAUUGUUAGACGAAUUUUGUGUACGACCGGAGUUAGACACACUGAAGCAAAAAUUAAUGGAAAAUUGUUCAGGAAUUCAGAUCAAACAGAUUUUCGAGGAAAUAGAUGACAAAUCAACUUGUGAUUAUUGUGUUGAAAAGACCGAUUUUGUUACUGAGAUCAUCAAUGCUAAACGACGUCAAUUUUCUGCAAUCAAUGUUAACACUUUGAUCCAAGAAUACUGUUUCAAAUCAGUCGAGGAUUAACUUUAUUUAUUUAUUUAGAAAAGACAUUUUCAAUUUUACUUUGACUGAUUUUUU
Molecule: messenger RNA, 1133 nt
Organism: Bradysia coprophila
Lineage: Eukaryota; Metazoa; Arthropoda; Insecta; Diptera; Sciaridae
Source: RefSeq, a predicted model, not a curated record